UUUUCAUCUUGAUCUCCUCUUCCGUGAUUUGAUCUGAUUCAUUCCAUUAAACAUGUCGUCUUCCUUAGUCUGUUGGCUAAGCUUUUCGGUUCUAUUGUUAAUUGCUAAAAAUUCAGAAUCUUGUUUCGCUACUCAGACUCCACAGCAGCCAAUUGUGACAAGUACGGUGGCUCCGGCAGAACCAGCAUGCUCUCCGGACACACUUGUUCUUGGACAAGGAGACAAUCAAAACCCCGAAGUCGCCAUCGAUGUUACACAUUCAGCAGUUACAACUACAGCCGGUACCUCCUCAAUGACAAUUACUUGCUCUGGAGCCACUGACUUCAAUGUGCAAAUGGAGCUUAAUGGAGCCUUCACACCAGCCGAGAACGACCAGGAUCCACUACCCCAGACAGUUACUAUCAAUGCUCAGUGUAAUACCGCCGAUAUGAAAUGGAACUACGUGACUGUGAUCAAUGGUGAAACGUUCACCGAACCUCUCGACAGUGUGACCUGCCUACAAGUUCAGAAUUUGCCGGGAGAGGGGCCGGAUCCGGAGCCGGUGGCAUGUGAUCCGGCGUUGAUUACUUAUGGAGUUGGAGACGAUCAAACCCCUGAGGUCGCCAUCGAUGUUACACAUUCAGCAGUUACAACUACAGCCGGCGUCUCCUCAAUGACAAUCACUUGCUCUGGAGCCGACGACUUCAACGUGCAAAUGGAUCUGAAUGGAGCCUUCACCCCAGUGGAAAACAAUCUGGACCCACCUCCCCAGACGGUUACUAUAAAUGCUCAGUGCAACACUGCAGAUAUGAUAUGGAACUACGUGACAAUGGUGAAUGGACAGCCAUCCACACAGGCGCUUGACAGUGUGACCUGCCAACAAGUUCAGAAUUUGCCGGGAGAGGGACCGGAUCCGGAGCCGGUGCCAUGUGAUCCGGCGUUGAUAACUUAUGGAGUUGGAGACGAUCAAACCCCUGAGGUCGCCAUCGAUGUUACACAUUCAGCAGUUACAACUACAGCCGGCGUCUCCUCAAUGACAAUCACUUGCUCUGGAGCCGACGACUUCAACGUGCAAAUGGAUCUGAAUGGAGCCUUCACCCCAGUGGAAAACAAUCUGGACCCACCUCCCCAGACGGUUACUAUAAAUGCUCAGUGCAACACUGCAGAUAUGAUAUGGAACUACGUGACAAUGGUGAAUGGACAGCCAUCCACACAGGCGCUUGACAGUGUGACCUGCCAACAAGUUCAGAAUUUGCCGGGAGAGGGACCGGAUCCGGAGCCGGUGCCAUGUGAUCCGGCGUUGAUAACUUAUGGAGUUGGAGACGAUCAAACCCCUGAGGUCGCCAUCGAUGUUACACAUUCAGCAGUUACAACUACAGCCGGCGUCUCCUCAAUGACAAUCACUUGCUCUGGAGCCGACGACUUCAACGUGCAAAUGGAUCUGAAUGGAGCCUUCACCCCAGUGGAAAACAAUCUGGACCCACCUCCCCAGACGGUUACUAUAAAUGCUCAGUGCAACACUGCAGAUAUGAUAUGGAACUACGUGACGAUGGUGAAUGGACAGCCAUCCACACAGGCGCUUGACACUGUGACCUGCCAACAAGUUGAGAAUAGGAAGUGUAAUCCUGAAGCGGUAAUGUUGGGAGUGGGAGACGCUAAUCAGCCUCAAACGAUGGUCGAUGUUACCUAUUCAGACUUCAUGUCGACACCAAUUGCCGGAACAGCCGACUCCACUUCCACAAUGAAAAUUAGCUGCUCUGCAAUUGAUGGGUACACCGUUUUAAUGCAAUUGAAUGCACAAACAAUUCCACUGGAAGGCCAAUUCGAACCCCAAGAAGUAACAAUUACUGUAACCUGCAAUAGUGCUGAUAUGACGUGGACCUAUACGGCAGACGCCGGAACCGGACCUGUAACUAUUGAUGUUAAUUCAGUGAGAUGUCUGCACAAUCAGAGAUAAUGUAAAGUGCUGGUUUAAUUUAAUAAAAUAGUACUAGAUU
This is a messenger RNA of Caenorhabditis elegans, 1976 nucleotides long. RefSeq names its product C6 domain-containing protein. Lineage: Eukaryota; Metazoa; Nematoda; Chromadorea; Rhabditida; Rhabditidae. The transcript is spliced from 3 exons. The record is from RefSeq and is marked reviewed. The coding region runs from base 53 to 1936 and encodes 627 amino acids.